Molecule: messenger RNA, 3702 nt
Organism: Paramisgurnus dabryanus
Lineage: Eukaryota; Metazoa; Chordata; Actinopteri; Cypriniformes; Cobitidae
Biological process (GO): regulation of transcription by RNA polymerase II
Cellular component (GO): nucleus
Molecular function (GO): RNA polymerase II cis-regulatory region sequence-specific DNA binding; DNA-binding transcription factor activity, RNA polymerase II-specific
Source: RefSeq, a predicted model, not a curated record
AUGAUGAAAGUGAAAGAGGAGAGUCAAGCUGAAGUGGAUGAGAAACAUCAGAUUCUAAAACUAAACCAUAAUGUUUCACAGAAAGAAACUCUGAAGACAGAAGACAUAAAGUGUGAAAAUAGUUUCAGAGAAGAUGAACGCCCUGCAGAUCACAAGAGGACUCACAGUGAGGAGAAACCUUUAACAUGUCAACAGUGUGGAAAGAGUUUCAGAAGAAAAGAUUCCCUUAAAGCACACAUGAGGAUUCACACCAGAGAGAAACCACACCCGUGCCAUCACUGUGAAAAGAGUUUUACAACUGCAGGUAACCUUAAGACACAUUUGAGGAUUCACACUGGAGAGAAACCUUACACUUGUCAUCAAUGUGAAAAGAGUUUUACAACUGCAAGUAACCUUAAGAUACAUUUGAGGAUUCACACCGGAGAGAAACCUUACACUUGUCAUCAAUGUGCAAAGAGUUUUUCUGUUGAAAGUAACCUUAAGGUACACGCGAGGAUUCAUACUGGAGAGAAACUAUUUGUGUGCCAAGAGUGUGGAAAGAGUUUUAUAACUGCAGGUGAACUUAAAAAACACAUGAGGUCUCACACCGGAGAAAAACCUUACACUUGUCAUCAGUGUGGAAAGAGUUUUAGAACAAAAGCUUACCUUAACAUACACAUGAGGAUUCACACUGGAGAGAAACGAUACGUGUGCCAUCACUGUGAAAAGAGUUUUAUAACUGCAGGUGAACUUAAGGUACACAUGAGGAUUCACACUGGAGAGAAACCUUCGACCUGUCAUCAAUGUGGAAAGACUUUUUCUAAUGAAAGUAACCUUAAAAUACACACAAGAAUUCACACUGGAGAAAAACCUUACAGAUGCCAUGAGUGUGAAAAAUGUUUCAGAAGCAAAAGUAACCUGAAAACACACAAGAAAAUUCACAAAGCAGAGAAACUUCACUCAUGUUCUCAGUGUGAAAACAGUUUCAUUGAUAAAUGUGGACUUGAGACUCACAUGAGAAUCCACACUCGAUAGAAACCAUUCAUGUGUCAACAGUGUGGAUAUGACAACAAAGUUUAGAAAUCAGCUGAGGUCUUAUUAAUAAAACUGUCUGGAGGAUCCUUACUAAAAGUCUACAUGCACACAAAAGCCCAAAAUCUCUGUACUUGUGUUCUUGUGGACUUGUAAAACGUCAUCAGUCACGGCCCAAGUACUGCUCCAAUUCCAACUUUGCAUCGUGCCAAGCUCAAAUAACAUGCCCGGAUGUGUUCUUGAUCUGCUUAUUAUAUUGAGGAUGCAUCAGGAGGUGACUUGUGUGGACUUAUGACAGCCAAGUGUCCCAGAAUGCAUUUUGCAUCCGCGCCAAUCAGCUUAAAACCUGCACAAUAUUUGAAAUAUUACUCUUUCUGUGUCAUAAAAUGUAGCUGUUUAGUCAAGAAUAUAGCUGAAUAAACUUUAAAUCUGUGGUCAGUUAGUAAAGAUAGUGCCUAUAUUAAAGAUUUUGGAUAUUUCAGAUCAAGGUGAUCAGCAGGCGGUCAGCACCGUGUACACUGCCGAGGGCAGCCUUAUUUUGUCAAGUCCUUCAGGACUUGAAGUGCGACUAAAAUGGUCGCAUUUGCGACCAAAUAUAUUUAUUUGCGAGUGAAAUUUCUGUCAAGGUCGCCAUUGGCAACAAUACAAAUUUACUCCCUUUGAUUGUAAAAUUUACAUCAUACAUGCAUGUUUUAUAACCAGUAGCCUUCAUCAGUAUCACUUCAUUUGUUUUGUUAAAGGAACAGUAUGUAAGAAAUUUAUAUCAAAUAAUCAUAAAAUGGUCCUGAUAUGUCACUAGACAUUAAGAAAUCAUUUUCAUUUCAAAUACUUAAAUCACUGACAAUAGUGGUCUGGCCAGGAUAUUGUCAUUUUAAAAAGUUGAGUUGCAGCCCUCAACUGAUGUUUAUGUUGUCAUUUUGUGUAUUGGCCAUCAGUUGUGUGAUUGCAGAACCAGUUUUAGCCACAAGUUUUGUUAUUGCAGUACCAGCUUUGACCACAAUCCUACAUACUGUUCCUUUAAAGUCAUGAAAUUAGAUGCGUUGUGUGAACGUCACUGAGUGAAAGCGCCAAAAUAUGAACAAAAAGCAGGCUCCAGCAGCUGUGCCAGAACGAGCGCGGUAGAGAAUGCCAGAGACACAGGGAUUCCUCUUUCCGCAUCAGUCAAUGAACACCAGUGUUGGGAACGUUACUUUAAAAAAGUAAUUAGUUAUAGUUACUAAUUACUUCUCACAAAUAGUAACUGAGUUAGUAACUGUGUUACAUUAUUAUAAAAGUAAUUAAUUACCAGGAAAAGUAAUUACUUAAAAAAUUCUAAUAUUUCAAAUAACUUGAAUGCCCCUUACAAAAGGAAAUAUGUUAAAUGACUAAAAUGGAUACUAAAGAGAAAUCACUAAUUUUGUGGCAGCAUGUGAUGAUGUGAGUUGCUUUAUUAGAUCAGAAUUACUUGCCACAGACAUGGAGAGACUUUUUCCUCAUGGGCAUAAGUUGCACAUUACACAAACAUUAUUGCCUUUCACCUCAACAAUGGAAAAGUAGUGCUUUAUACUUUGUGUUUGCGACCGCUACCUUUGAGCUUGUUGAACUUACCAUCACCCUGUCGCCGGUGUUUUCGGAGUGAUUGAUGCGCGAUGACCGGGCUGCAUGUCACUGCUUUGAGAUGGGGCACAGCAGCAGCACCGCUGCUCGUUGAGAAGAGAAAACGAUGCGUAUUUUCAUGUCAGUCUACAAAAGUCUCCAACCACGCCAGAAAAGAUAGCUAGAUUUUUCCUAUAAAGGCGUUACACUGCUCGCUCGGAGCCUCGGACUGUGCGAGUGUGCGUGUCUGUUGAACUCUGCCUCUGGUUGGCUAACGAUGGAAAUUAAGCCAAUCAUCAUCAGCUUUGUGGUUGUCCUAUCCCCUCUAACACACACACCAAUCAUCAUCAGUUAUGUUUCUCACAACACACACACACACAUACACAUACACACACAAGAGAAAAACAGUGUUUGGCUGAGAGUUCAAGCAUACGCGGGUGAAAAUCACUACAGUGAGAUCAAGAUUAAUAACGCGCAGCAUUUUAAUGUCCGUAACGAUAACGGCGUUAUAACGGGGGAAACAGUAAUUUAUUUGAUUACUCGUUACUGAAAAAAAUAACCCAGUUACUAACGCCAAUUACUUAUAACGCCUUUAUUCCCAUCACUGAUGAACACGGUGCCGAAAGACAUUUCAAAACGUCCUGGAUUUUAGACUAUUUGCACGACAAAGAUGCUAAACGGAGCGGUUUUCUGUGCGCAUACGUGCACACACUCAAGCCCAACGCGCGUUUAAAAAAUCAGGCAAACACAUAAUUUCUUUGGGCUUGACAGGAGAUAUACGCACAAAUGAUCUUGUAAUGCCACAGUCCCUGAAAGUAUGCUCAUAAAAAUAGACAUUUAUAAGUGAGCAGUUGAUCAGAUGUGUCAGUGUAUAGAUCAGCGCUUCUCCGUUCUUAAAGGGACAGUUUCUCUUAUAAGUAAAGCUUAUGUUUGAGUCGUUAUGUAAAUAAGACUACAGAAGACAAAAGGAAAAUCACUUUUAUAGCUUUAAAAAGAUAAAUUGUAUUUAAUUCAUAGAAUGAAAACAGUGCUAUAUUAAUUUGAUACUGUUUUUCUACCUAAUCAAUACUGUUAGAUCUUACUUUAUUUGUAAAUUUGUUCUUUUCUAUUUUAUAU